AUGAGUACUGAACUUGAACAGGUCUUGAAUGUCUGGGACCGCAUUCGAGGGAGCAGUCCGAUUUAUGCAUUUCUUCUCAGUGAUGUCGAUAUAUACAACGCUCAGAAGGGUAUUUUCAAUGCCCGAAUUCAAGUUGCUCCUCACCACUUAAACUCAAAAGGGACGCUGCACGGGUCAUUUUCCGCCUCUGUCACUGACUGGGCGGGUGGGUUGGCUAUCGCUUCAUGCGGCCAUGAUACGACGGGUGUGAGUACGAAUAUUCACGUCAGUUAUCUCUCGACGGCGACAACAGGGGACGUUCUCGAGAUUGAGGGUCGUGCAGACCGACUUGGCCGGACGCUUGCUUUUACAUCAGUUGUUAUCUCAAAGGUCUCAGGAACGGGCCAGAAAACCCUGGUUGCGCAAGGAUCGCAUACGAAAUAUCUCAAGCCCACUUGA
Messenger RNA from Aspergillus clavatus NRRL 1, 438 nucleotides. Its product is annotated as PaaI family thioesterase. The record is from RefSeq and is a predicted model, not a curated record. The coding region runs from base 1 to 438 and encodes 145 amino acids. The transcript has a single exon. NCBI's taxonomy places the organism in Eukaryota, Fungi, Ascomycota, Eurotiomycetes, Eurotiales, Aspergillaceae. Gene Ontology annotation, molecular function: fatty acyl-CoA hydrolase activity.